AAAGUUAUUUAAGAAAAAUUGAUUUCCAGUGGCGUCCUUUUGGAGGCCGUAUCUCCGUAGGGAGGGCCGCUAGGAAAACAAUUUAUGGCAACUUGUCAUCUUAUUUUUUAAUGUUCUAUCUGAAUCCGAAAGACCUCCCACAUUUCCCCGGACACCCUGUAUAAAUAUUUUUGUUUAAUCUAUUUCAUUUUAACUGGGACAUCUGAUGUAUAAAAUGAAUACAAUUUUGUAGAUAAUAUUCAUUAGUAUCCUAAUUAAAAAAUUUGCCGUAAAUUGGAAUGAACAAGAUUUUAAUUUUAUUUAGAAAGCAAACAUGGCAAUAAGCAUUUUAUAUUUGCCUAAAUUAGAAAAUCUCAAGCGAAUCAACAUUUAUAUUCUUCUCUAAUUUACGGUAAUUUUCCCUUUCGAGUUAAAAAAAAUAUAUAUAAAACUUUGCAGCACACAAAAGUGAUUGGUAGAUAUUAUUUCCAAAAUAGUACUUCAUUAGGUAUUUUGGUUGCAUCAAAAUUUCUAAUAGUGAAUUAUUGAUGAACCAAAAUAAAUAUGUAUUUCCAAUAAAAUUACUCGAAAAAACCUUCUGUAAGUAAUUUUGAAAAUUUCUGAAUGUUCCCUGUAUCUUCCAAAGAAAAUAUAUAUAUUUAAACAGUCGUUUAUAUGUGUUUAGCUUCUAAGAAUAUAAUUACUGUUUUUGAGUGCCAACAUUUUGUCGAAAUAUUUCCGAUAUAAUAUGUCAUUUAAUAUAUUUAAAUGUUGUAUGUUUAGUUGUCAGUUAGCGUUAAUUUUUUGCGAUUUGUUACUGGAAAAUAAACAAAAACAUGCAACCUCAUAGCGAUAUGUUUCAUGAUUGAACAAACCCAAAAUUUUUAAAUCUAUAUAACAAAACCACCAAUGGACAAAAGAUAUAUUAGAAUAGCCACUUGGAAUACCAGUGGUAUUCUCCAAAAACAAACUAAUAUCCAAGUUUUCAUGGAUGUACAAAAAAUAGAGUCUUACAUUACAUUCAGAGGAUACAACUUCCAUCAUACUAUCUACCCAUCUUAUGCAGGAAGUGCAUUAUUAAAAACUAUAAAGAACCAGACAUUCAAGAACCAGUAAAUCAGUUCCAUUAGCACCAUUAACACUAAGGGUGCAAAAUUACAAUAGCUGCAAUCUAUUGCCCACCAAGACAGCCAAAAAAAAAAAGAAAAGUAUCUUAAUGUACUCACAAAACUAGGUAACAAAUUUAUAAUCGGUGGAGAUUACAACUCGAAAAAUACCAUAUGGGGUUCACGAUUAACCACAGUCAGAAGAAAAGAAUUGCACUGAGCUGCAUCAGAACUUUGUUGUACAUAGCAAUAUUCUGAAAAACCCACUUAUGGGCCCACUAACCCAAAUAAGAUUCCAAACCUUCUGGAUUUCUUUAUUCUGAGACAAAUUUCACCAAACUAUAGACAAGUGGAAAAAACUUUGAACUUAACAAAUACUAUUCAACUGAUCAUAACACUAAAAACGAAAAAUCAGCUGGAUAAAGAACUGGAAAGGUUUAUAUUGCAAUCCAGCAAGCUGCAUGGAAGAACGCACCAAAAGUAAAAAGUAACUGAAAAAACUACCCUGUGGAGGUAAGAGAAAUGGUAGCAGAAAAACAAAAACUAAGAAAGAAAUGGCAGAUAACAAGAUAACCAGAAGAUAAAAAUAAAUUAAAUAGAACUACUGAAAGACAGGUAGACGGGGCAGAUGCCCGGUGGUUAGGGGGUGACCACGCCAGGGAAGAGAAAGAACCAAAAAUCACUUUGACAAAAUCACUAAGUGAGACAAGAUGCUCUCGAAAGCUUAGUACGGGGAUACAAAGAAAUAAAACAAGCCUGGCUCAGGACGUUUCCCAAAAACCAGAAACAAGAGUAUCCGCAAAGGAAUUUAAAAAGAAAAUGGGUCAACUAGAAACAAUCAUUAUUUUCAUAGAUUAGAAUGAUAAAUUGGAUAGAGUAGAUAAGACCAGCAACAAACUUCAAAAAGAAGAUUUGGACCUUCUUUCCGCCAAUAAAUAAUUACAAACCCUAUAAACUUAUUUAAAUAGCAAUAGAGAAUCUUUUGAUGAAUACGAAAAGAAAGCAUUGGCUCUUUGUAAUAUAGACAGCGUCAAUUAUCAACGCAACAGAACACGUAAAUGAUUUGCAGAUGAAAAUAGGGACAGCAAUGACAAAUUUAAGAAAUACAUUUAGAACUAGUGUUUACAUCAAAAUCAUCGACAACAUAACUGGUCAACUUAGACAUCGCAUGGAAAGCUACUCUUCUCUCGGUACUAGAUUUGAAAUUUUUAAAGACCUUCACGACAAAGAUCCACAUAAGAUCAACGUAGAAGCAAAGAGGCUAGCUGAAUUGUAUCCAAAUGAUCUUGACAUUGAUUAUCUUAUCAAUAAGUGCCUACACUUCCAAGGGUACAUGAAAUUCGAAAACAUUAAAUAUUUAAAAGAAUGUUUUGCUUACAUUAGCAAUAAUGAUUUAAAAAGUACUUUCCCGAACCUGAAAAUUGCCAUGAGAAUAUUCUUAACUAUUCCCGUAACAAGCUGUUCUGCAGAAAGAGGAUUUCCCGCUCUUAACAGAAUAAAAAGUGAAAUGAGAUCUACUAUGGGAGAGGGAAAACUGAACAGCCUAAUGAUUUUAUAUACGGCAAGUGACGUGACUUCCAAUGUAGACUUAAACAGUAUUUUUUUUUUUUUUAAUUUGGUGUCAUCGGCGUCGACUACUACGGCCAUUAGCCUCGUGUUCUGUGUAGGCUUUGUUACUGUUUCCCAGCGCCACUUUAGGAACAGCACUGUUAAUUAGAACCCAACAGUGAAUGGUCGAGUGGGGAAUCCUACCUAUGCAUUAGAAUUAAUAUUUAAUUUUUUAAUUAAAUAAAAAUUCCUGCCACCGGUGGGAUUCGAUCCUGAGACCUUCCGAUCUCAGAGUCAUGACUCUAACCACUGAACCAACCCACCCCCCCCCCCCCCUUAAACAGUGUUAUUGACGAAUUUGAUAGAAUGAAAUACAGGAAAAAAGCAAUGUUUUAAUAAAACUUACAAAGAACAGAGACAUCGUAAUCGAUGGUCAAGAUAAUGUACCAAAUAAAAAAGGAGAACAUUGUAAUUAGUUGUAAAUAGAUGUAAAUAUUUUUGAAUAAUAACGACAAACGGUUUUGUGGUAGGUGGGUGGUCCGUGAUGCUUUAAACACUUGGCAUAUUGAGGAUUUAUAGACUUUUCCUCUUUGUGCAAGAACUACCUCAAUGCGUCAAAAUUAUUUAUUAGCUACCGGUUUCUAGUCCGGAACACGGCGCAUCCAUAGGUGAUGAAUAAUGGGACGACUUUCUUUGAAGAUUCAAGGGAUAUGAAAAACUUCCUCCUAAAUCAAAACUGGUAAAAAAAUGUAACAGUUAUAUAUGAGGGGGCGCUGCUUUUGGGUUUGCCCAGGGCGCCACUGACCCUUAACGCGGCCCUGCUGAAAGACUGAGAAGAGAAAUCUUAAAUCACAAAAAAGAAUCCUUUAACAGAUACCUAGUAGGGCUAACAGAUGAUAAAGAAACUGAUUAUUCGCUCUGGAAGGCAUCAACUAAAAAGAUAAAAAUUCGUGUAACCAAUGUCCUCUCCUAUCAUAAUAGCCGAUAACAAAUGGGUAAGAGACUAUCAACAGAAAGCUGAUAUUUUCGAUGACCACCUACAAAAGACGUUCCAAUUAAAUGAAAAUGAAAUCACUCCUAACGAGACGAUCCAUAAUUUGGAACAACUUAAAAUUAGGCUAGAUAAUAUCCCCAAUGAAGUUGAGGAUGAAAUUAAGAAGAAAGCUCCUGGAUGUGACCUUAUUACUGAAGAAAUAUUAAAGAAACUGCCACGGAAGGCUUUAAAUAUUGACUUACCUCAUAAAUGCAGCAUUUCGCCUUAAAUAUAUAACAGAUGCGUAAAAAAUGGCUGAAGUUACAUUUAAUUGAGUUAAGUUUAAGUUUAUUAUUAUUACAUCAUUCAACUACUAGAUUUAAGUUCAUGUGAAGUUGUUCACAGCCGCCAAUACUUGUCACACGCUUGUACAACUUCAAAUCAUCUGCUCAUUAAUUACACUGGAGAUAUCAUUGAUGAAAACAUUAAAUAGUAGCGGGUCCAGAUUGGAACCCUGAGGAACUCCAGAUGUUGUAGCAAAUUUAACAGACUUAAAUCCAUUAAGCCAUACAAACUGAGUACGAUUUACUAAAUAACACCGAAAGAGAUUUAUCAAAGGGGGAGACAACCCAAACCCUGUAAUUUUUCCAAGAAAAAUACCGUAGUCAAGUCUGUCAAAUGCCUUGGAGAAAUCUGUGAAGAUGACAUCCGCCUGGGCACGCUCAUCAAUAGAUUCAGCAAUGUAUUGUGUAACGGUAACCAGGUUGGUGGCUGUUGAGCGACCUUUCAUAAACCCAUGUUGAUUGACUGAUAGCAUUUUACUAACACAAUAAAAUUUCAAAUGUUUUGGAGAAAUUGCAUAUUAUAGAUAUUUGUCUGUAAUUGGUUAUAUCUCUUUUAUCCUUUUUGAAAACAGUACAUACUUUUAAGGUCUUCCAAAUAUCUGGAACUGUUGAUGUCCUGAGGCAUAUAUUUCUAAGGGUGGCAAACGGAGGGGCAAGCUGGAAGGCGCAAUCCUUUAAAAUGAAAGUUGAAAUAUUAUCUGGACCAGUUGUCUAUUUAGGAUUAAUAGACUUUAGAGCUUUAUAUACCUCUUUUUCGGUAAAACUAUUGAUAUUAAGGAAAGGAAUAUUAAGUCGUAAAUUUCAAUUAGCAAUAAACGGGCUAGAGGUAAUAUAUGACUGAAGAAGUCAGCAAAUCCAUUGAGAAUACCUAAUAGAGUUUUCAGUGAAUUGUUGUCAUAAUACAUUAUUUGAGGGGAUUUGGAUUGUGAUUUCUCACUAUUUAUAAAUGCCCAAAAUUUACUUGAAUUACUGGAUAUCUCUUGUUCAGUUUUUUUUUAAUAUAUGCUCUGUAAAAAUGUCUAUUUCUAAUUUUAAAGCAGCCCUUAUACGUUUGAAGUCUUUAAAGGCUUCUUAAUCAUUUUCUCGUUUGCAUUUUUCCACAAAUUAGUUUUGACGUGUAACUGAUUGAUUAUUUUUCUAUUAAACAAUGCUGGAUAUUUGUUUUGAGGCUUGCAGGAAAAUUUGGAACAUUUAUUAAGAAUAUUGUGUAAUUUUCCAUAAAAGUAUGUACAAGCGUCUUCUGCAUUAUUAAAGGCUU
This is a messenger RNA of Psylliodes chrysocephalus, 5208 nucleotides long. NCBI's taxonomy places the organism in Eukaryota, Metazoa, Arthropoda, Insecta, Coleoptera, Chrysomelidae. The record is from the annotation of a GenBank genome assembly.